Molecule: messenger RNA, 2960 nt
Organism: Zonotrichia albicollis (white-throated sparrow)
Lineage: Eukaryota; Metazoa; Chordata; Aves; Passeriformes; Passerellidae
Source: RefSeq, a predicted model, not a curated record
ACUGUGGGCAGGACCAAGGGAUGCAAUAAACACAGGUUGCUUGUCUCCAUCUGCCCUGCAAAAGUUCUCAGUGGCCGUCACCUCCUGAGGUGCUGCCCUGUGCCUGCCCCCCAGCUGGCUGUGCCUCCUGGCUCUACCCUGGGACCAGCACUGCAGGCACUGGGGUGCAGGAGGUGAUGAAAUGAGGGUGAGGAGAGGCAAUGUCCUGCCCAGCUUUGCCUGGUUGGAGCACUGUACACAAGGGUUGGUACAUUCCUAUCAAGGGCUGAGCAAGGAGCAGAGUUGUAGUUCCACAUCCAAGGAUUUAUUGCCCAUGGAUGCCUGGGAAGAGAGCAGGGUGCUCAGUGCACGAGUGACCCCAGGUGCUCCCCAUCCCCACCGUUAUCCCAGCUGAGAGCUGCCCAUGGCAGCCUCGGACAGGGCAUUGCCCUGCGUGGCAUCACAGCCAGGGUGCCCAGGGCAGGAUUUAAUGCUAUCACUGCACUUCCUCUUGUCCCUGCAUCCGUCUGUGCCCCAAGCCCUUGUGUGCCCAGCAGGCACAGGGCCUUGUGCCAAGGAGGUGACCCGAGCCCAAGCCGCGGCCUUUGCACUCGACAGAGAUGUGGUGACACACCCCUCCACACACCCUGCUAGGGCUGAUCCCUGUCCAAAGUCCCUCCCACAGCUGCUGGAUUUACAGACACUGCCAGCAGCGUUGGCCUGUCAGAUCUCAGCAUGCAGCUCCUGGCAUCCCUCAGCCUCUGCCUCUGCGCAGGGCUCGGCGCCGCUGUCAUUCCAGGUGGGCACAAGGACGGGGCUGGGGCCCGGCUGGCUGCGGUGGGUGCCCAGGGAAGCAGGGUGUCAGCCUGGCUGGCCACAAGGAGGGCCUGGGGAGGGGAGCUGGGGCUGCCCAGCUGGACAAGAAUCAAUGGGGCUUUGUCACCCCUGCCCUUCUUGGGCACCACUUUUCCCCCAGAUUUUCACUUGCUUCUGUGCUGGGGGCUGCUCUGGGAGAAGCGCCUGUAUCCUCUAUCACCGCUCCCUACCAUGGGUUUGGCUCUGUCCCCCUCACCAGAUAACUCCCCAUCAUGUCUGGUUUUGCUGUUCCCCCUUGUUCCCUGCCCCAGGGCCCUGGGGCCAGGCAGUCAGUGCAAGCCUGCACGGUCUCUCCCCACCCCAAACAGCCCCAAACCACCUGGUGCUUGUGAGAGAAGGCCCCACCAUGGGAGUGCUCAGGGAACAAGUAUCCCUGGGCUCUGGGUACCCCUCAGGGGUGCCCCAGGGAUGCAGGUGCUCUUGUGCUGGCACUGAUGGGUGUUUGCACUGUCCCAGCGGAGGAGGAGAAUCCAUCCUUCUGGUACAGGCAGGCAGCUGCAGCCAUCGAAGCCUCCUUCAAUAUCCAGCCAAGGAUACACAAAGCCAAAAACCUCAUCAUUUUUCUUGGGGAUGGAUUCGGGGUCUCCACCAUCACAGCCACCCGCAUCCUCAAGGCACAGCAACAGGGGAAGCUCGGCCCUGAGACCCCUCUUGCUCUGGAUGCUUUCCCCUACAUGGCUCUGUCUAAGACCUACAAUGUGGACAGACAUGUCCCUGACAGCGCGGGGACAGGCACAGCCUAUCUCUGUGGGGUGAAGGGCAACUACAAGACCAUUGGGGUGAGUGCGGCCGCCCGCUACGGAGAGUGCAGCACCACAUUUGGCAACGAGGUGAUCUCAGUGAUGGAGCGAGCCCGCAGAGCUGGGAAGGCAGUGGGCAUCGUGACCACAACGCGGGUGCAGCACGCAUCACCCUCGGGAACCUACGCACACGUGGUGGACAGGAACUGGUACGCGGACGCCAGCAUGCCCCAGGAGGCGCGGCAGCAGGGCUGCAAGGACAUCGCCUGGCAGCUGGUCCACAACGUCGACAUCAACGUGAUCCUGGGUGGUGGUCGGAAAUACAUGACCCCCGCGGGGACACCGGACCCUGAGUACCCCGCUGACAGCAGCCAGAAUGGGAUACGCGAGGAUGGCAACAACCUCAUCGACAUGUGGCUGCAGGCACGGCCGGGUGCCCGCUAUGUCUGGAACAGGACAGAGAUGCUGGCAGCUGCUGCUGACCCCAACGUGCAUUAUUUGAUGGGUCUCUUUGAACCCGUGGACACAAAGUACAACUUGGUGCGUAACACCACCCUGGACCCGUCUCUCACCGAGAUGACAGAGGCAGCCAUCUCCGUCCUGAGCAGGAACCCCAAUGGCUUCUACCUCUUUGUGGAAGGUGGCAGAAUCGACCGUGGCCACCAUGAAGGUUCACCCCACAAGGCACUGACGGAGGCAGUGGAGUUUGACUGGGCCAUCGAGCGGGCAGGCACCAUGACAGACGAGGAUGACACCCUCACCGUCGUCACCGCUGACCACUCACACGUCUUCACCUUUGGGGGCUACACCCUGCGUGGCUCCUCCAUCUUUGCUCUGGGGCAAAAGAAAACUACUGACGGGAAGAACUACACAUCGAUCCUCUACGGGAAUGGGCCAGGAUAUCCCGACGGUAUACGGCCUAACGUGGACCCAGAAACAGCCAUGCAGUUUGAUUACCUGCCACAGGCGGCUGUGCCACUGGAGUCAGAGACCCAUGGUGGUGAGGACGUGGCCAUCCUGGCCAAGGGCCCCAUGGCCCACCUCUUCCACGGGGUGCAGGAGCAGACCUAUGUAGCCCAUGCCAUGGCCUACGCCGCCUGCAUCGAGCCCUACACUGACUGCCGCCAGCGGAACUCCGGCCCCGGCAUCCGCGGCAGCCCCCUGGCCCUGCUCCUGCCUGCCCUCCUUCUGCCCCUCUUCCGCUGAUGCCCUAGGGCACCCCAUGGACACACUCACGUUCCCCUCCCUCCCCACUGUGUAGCACCUGCAGGCAGCUUUCUGAAGCAUCGCUGCUCUGGAUGCAGCAGCCAUGGGGACACUGAAUCCCGGGCAGUGGGGGUUAAAUAAACACACAGUGUGACUCUG